AUGGGCUUCGCAGAUGGUUAUGACAGCAUUAUCGGGAGAACUGGCACAUCCAGCGGCCAGGAGCAACGUAUCGCCAUUGCUCGAGUUUUUCUUAGGAGUGCACCGAUUAUUUUGCUCGAUAAAUUUACCAGUAAUAUUGAUUUGAUAACGGAGACGAAGCUUGUUGCCUCACUGGAACGCUGA
This is a messenger RNA of Penicillium angulare, 183 nucleotides long. Its product is annotated as P-loop containing nucleoside triphosphate hydrolase protein. Gene Ontology annotation, molecular function: ABC-type oligopeptide transporter activity. The transcript has a single exon. NCBI's taxonomy places the organism in Eukaryota, Fungi, Ascomycota, Eurotiomycetes, Eurotiales, Aspergillaceae. The coding region runs from base 1 to 183 and encodes 60 amino acids. The record is from RefSeq and is a predicted model, not a curated record.